UGGCAAAUGCAGAAACUGGCCCAGAAAGGGAGCCCCGCGCGGACUCAUUCCAUGAUGUCCCUGUCGGUGCGGCCGCAGCGCCGCCUGCUCAGCGCCCGGGUCAGUAGGAGCCAGUCCUUCGCAGGCGUCCUCGGCAGCCAGGAGCGGGGGCCCAGGAGCUUCCCAGCCUUCAGUCCCCCGGGGCCCCCACGGAAGCCCCCAGCACUCUCCCGAGUGUCGAAGAUGUUUUCAGUGGCACACCCGGCCCCCAAGGUCCCACAGCCUGAGCGGCUGGACCUGGUGUACACGGCGCUCAAGCGAGGCCUGACGGCCUAUUUGGAAGUGCACCAGCAGGAGCAGGAGAAACUCCAAAGACAGAUAAGGGAGUCCAAGAGGAAUUCCCGCCUGGGCUUCCUGUAUGACUUAGACAAGCAAGUCAAGUCCAUUGAACGCUUCCUACGACGGCUGGAGUUCCACGCCAGCAAGAUCGACGAGCUGUAUGAGGCAUACUGUGUCCAGCGGCGUCUCCGGGAUGGCGCCUACAACAUGGUCCGUGCCUACAGCACCGGCUCCCCAGGGAGCCGUGAGGCCCGGGACAGCCUGGCCGAGGCUACUCGGGGGCAUCGGGAGUACACAGAGAGCAUGUGCCUGCUGGAGAGCGAGCUGGAAGCACAGCUGGGCGAGUUCCAUCUCCGGAUGAAAGGGCUGGCCGGCUUCGCCAGGCUAUGUGUGGGCGAUCAGUAUGAGAUCUACAUGAAAUAUGGGCGUCAGCGCUGGAAACUACGGGGCCGCAUAGAGGGUAGUGGAAAGCAGGUGUGGGACAGUGAGGAAACCGUCUUUCUUCCUCUGCUCACGGAGUUCCUGUCUAUCAAGGUGACAGAACUGAAGGGCCUGGCCAACCAUGUGGUUGUAGGCAGCGUCUCCUGUGAGACCAAGGAUCUGUUCGCCGCCCUGCCCCAGGUUGUAGCUGUGGACAUUAAUGACCUCGGCACCAUCAAGCUCAGCCUGGAAGUCACAUGGAGUCCCUUCGACAAGGAUGACCAGCCCUCAGCCGCUUCUACUGUCAACAAGGCCUCCACAGUCACCAAGCGCUUCUCCACCUACAGCCAGAGCCCACCAGACACACCCUCACUUCGGGAACAGGCCUUCUAUAAUAUGCUGAGGCGGCAGGAGGAGCUGGAGAAUGGGACAGCAUGGUCCCUGUCAUCCGAAUCUUCCGAUGACUCCUCUAGCCCACAGCUCUCAGGCACUGCGCGCCACUCCUCAGCCCCCAGGCCCCUGGUGCAGCAGCCUGAGCCUCUGCCCAUCCAGGUUGCCUUCCCUAGGGCUGAGACCUCCACUUCUGGCACCGUGGAUGAGGAGGGGGCCAUGGCCCCAGCCCUGGCCAAUGGGCAUGCCCCCUACAGCCGGACUCUGAGCCAUAUCAGUGAGGCCAGUGUGGAUGCUGCCCUGGCUGAGGCUUCAGUGGAGGCUUCAGGCCUAGAAAGUCUAGUCCAGGGACCCAGCCCACCUGCACAUCCAGAUCCCACACAUGGGGAGCACGCUAGUCCUGUCCCUUCUGCCCUGGACCCUGGCCAUUCUGCCAUAAGCCCCACUCUUAGUACAACAGGCCCCGCCCACACAUCUACAGACCCUGCUCCCUCUGCACAUCUAGACUCAGUUAACAAGACCAUAAAUUCUAGCUCUCCUGAAUUGCCAGACCCCACCCACACCACUACAAGCACCACCUCUAGUACUGUAAGCCCUACCCAUAGUGCUCCAAGCCUUACUCACACUACCACGGGUUCUACCCACAAGACUGUGGUCUCUACCAUCUCUAUUACAGGCCCUACCCCCAGUACCACAGACCCAGCCCAGACUACCACUAGCCCCACCCAUACUACUGCAAGCCCUACCCACACCACCAUAAGCCCCACCCACACUGCUACAAGCCCUACCCAUACUAUAAUAAGCCCCGGCCAUACCAUAAUAAGCCCUGCCCACACUACUGCAAGCUCUACCCACACCACCACAAGCAGUACCCACACUACUGCAACCCCUACUCACACAGCCAGGAUUUCAACUCACACUGCUACACCCAAUGCUAAGGACCCAGUCCAGAUCACCAGCAGUCCCACCCAUUCUGUCACAAGUCCCACGCUUAUAACUGUAAGCCCUUCCACUUUUCUAGACCUUGCCACGCUCUCCAACCCCUCUGCAAACACAGACCCGACCCUCCCAGGCAUUGACCCCCUGUCCUAUAGCUACCCAGCCUCCACUUCCUGCACUCAGGCAGACCCCAUAGCCCUCAGCACCUCCCACCCAAGUCCUACCUGUUCCAGUUGGGAACCCCUCACAAGCCCUUCCCCAAAACUCCCAGAAGCCAUCCGUCAGAGCCCAAGUCUCCCUCCCUCACCCCUAGCCCCUGUGCCCCAGCAUUCAGACCCCAGAGUGGCCAGGGCUGCCCAGGCCCCAGUUCCAGGGGCAGCUGGAGGUGCUGAGGACAGGAAACUGGAAGAGGCACUGGGGGCCCUAAUGGCUGCCCUGGAUGACUAUCGUGGCCAGUUUCCUGAGCUGCAGGGCCUGGAGCAGGAGGUGACCCGGCUGGAGAGUCUGCUUAUGCAGAGACAAGGCCUGACUCGCAGCCGGGCCUCCAGUCUUAGCAUCACUGUGGAGCAUGCCCUGGAGAGCUUCAGCUUCCUCAAUGAAGAUGAAGACAAUGACAGUCCUGGGGACAGGCCCCCAAACAGCCCGGAGCCUGGGGCUGAGGACAGCCUCGACUCACCUAGUGCCCGACCCCUCAGCACAGAGUGUCCAGCUCUGGACACUGCCUUGGUCCAGCAUCUGUACCACUGCAGCCGCCUCCUGCUGAAACUGGGCACAUUUGGGCCCCUGCACUGCCAGGAGGCAUGGGCCCUGGAGCGGCUACUACGGGAGGCCCGAGUGCUCGAAGCAGUAUGUGAGCUUAGCAGGCGAUGGGAAAUCCCUGCCACCUCUGCCCAGGAAGUGGUGCAGUUCUCGGCCUCCCGGCCCGGCUUCCUGACCUUCUGGGACCAAUGUACAGAGGGACUCAGCCCCUUCAUCUGCCCUGUGGAGCGGGUGCUCCUCACCUUCUGCGAUCAGUACGGCGCCCGUCUCUCCCUGCGCCAGCCAGGCUUAGCCGAGGCUGUGUGUGUCAAGUUCCUGGAGGAUGCCCUGGGGCAGAAGCUGCCCCGGAGGCCCCAGUCAGGCCCUGGAGAGCAGCUCACCAUCUUCCAGUUCUGGAGUUACUUCGAAGCCUUGGACAGCUCCUCCAUGGAGGCCUAUGUGACCGAGACUGCCGAGGAGGUGUUACUGGUGCGGAAUCUGAACUCAGAUGACCAGGCUGUGGUGCUGAAAGCCCUGAGGUUGGCACCUGAGGGGCGACUUCGAAGGGAUGGACUCCGGGCCCUCAGCUCCCUGCUUGUCCAUGGCAACAACAAGGUCAUGGCUGCUGUCAGCACUCAGCUCCGGAGCCUGUCACUGGGCCCUGCCUUCCGGGAAAGGGCUCUACUCUGCUUCCUGGACCAGCUCGAGGAUGAGGAUGUGCAGACGAGAGUGGCUGGCUGCUUGGCCCUGGGCUGCAUCAAGGCUCCUGAAGGCAUUGAGCCCCUGGUGUACCUGUGCCAAACGGACACAGAAGCCGUGAGGGAAGCAGCUCGGCAGAGCCUGCAGCAAUGCGGAGAAGAGGGACAGUCUGCCCAUCGACGGCUGGAGGAGUCACUGGAUGCCCUGCCCCGCAUCUUCGGGCCCGGCAGCAUGGCCAGCACGGCAUUUUAAACUCCCCACCCACCGGCCCCCAGUGCCCCUUCCCCCGACUUUCAGGGCUUACCAGGCACUGGCAGGGAGGGUGAGGGCUGGCUCCAGACACUCCUCCCUCACAGAUUCCUAUCAAUGAAAAUCUAAUAUAUUCUCCUUUUGUCCUCGGGGUGGGUAGAGUCAGUGCCACAGUCAAGUGCCUCCCAGCCUCGGCUCAGCACACUUGCCAUAUAUCGGUGUCCCGGGCCUGGCCGUCCUGCCUCUGCCCUGCCAUGUCCCUUGGUUUUGUAUUUUAUUUACAGAGUUUUACAGAAAAUAAAAAAGCAAAAUGCCUUUCCUA
Messenger RNA from Lipotes vexillifer (Yangtze River dolphin), 4075 nucleotides. RefSeq names its product RHO family interacting cell polarization regulator 1 (gene RIPOR1). Gene Ontology annotation, cellular component: cytoplasm. Lineage: Eukaryota; Metazoa; Chordata; Mammalia; Artiodactyla; Lipotidae. The coding region runs from base 7 to 3756 and encodes 1249 amino acids. The transcript is spliced from 23 exons. The record is from RefSeq and is a predicted model, not a curated record.